Molecule: messenger RNA, 6028 nt
Organism: Petromyzon marinus (sea lamprey)
Lineage: Eukaryota; Metazoa; Chordata; Hyperoartia; Petromyzontiformes; Petromyzontidae
Gene: PHETA1
Product: PH domain containing endocytic trafficking adaptor 1
Biological process (GO): endosome organization; retrograde transport, endosome to Golgi; receptor recycling
Cellular component (GO): early endosome; trans-Golgi network; recycling endosome
Source: RefSeq, a predicted model, not a curated record
GUGGAGGGGACGGGUGAGUGGUGGUGGUGGGGGGAGUAGCGAGCGACGGAGUUGAGGGAGACGGCAUCAGGAGACGGCAUUGAGGACGUGAAGGAGUCUUUGUGUUUUUUUUUGUUUGUUUCGCUCAAACAUCUCGCCCCAACGUAGAAAUUUAAAAAAAGGUUUUAAAGGCCGGCGCGGACUCGCUUCCAUCUCCUUCACGGCAGGGCCCCUUUAUAACAUUUGCCACAGGCCCCCACUCGCUUAAUCCGGCACUUGGGAGGCCCCCAGGGACCGGUUCUUGCAGCCGGGUGGGUCCCCGCUGUUGGCCCUGAAGGCGACUUCGAGUGGCCGGAUUUCCGAACCGCCGCCCGGGGAGAUGAAGCUCAACAAGCGGUGCCUGACGUACUACGCCAACUGCGACUCGCCCGUCGACCGUCAGGGCUACCUGCGCAAGAAGGGCGAGGUCCACACGUCCUACCAGCGCCGCUGGUUCGUGCUCAAGGGCAACCUGCUCUUCUACUUCGAGGCGCAAGGCGACCGCGAGCCGCUGGGCGUCGUGGUGCUCGAGGGCUGCAUGGUCGAGCUGUGCGAUGCCGCCUCCACGGACUUCGCCUUCGCGCUGCGCUUCGAGGGCGCCGGCUCGCGCACCUACACGCUGGCGGCGGGCGACCAGGACGAGCUGAAGGCGUGGGUGCGCGCGCUCACCACCGCCAACCACGGCUACAUGCGCACGCUGGCGUCCGAGCUGGAGCAGCAGUACCUGCUGCUCGUGGGGCUUGAGGGGGCCGACCCCACGUUGCUCGAGGAUCAGGGGCCGGCGGUGAAGCUGGAGAGAACCAGGAAGGUCAACGGGCCACUGAAGGGCAGGUACAGCAGCGUGCCAUGGGACACUGACGCCGCCAACGCCCGACCUCGGGCCUCCACGGAGGCGCCGCCGCCCCCCGCUAAGCACACGCCCCGCCGGUCGCAUACGGUGAAGGCCCCCGGCAACGACGACACUUCAUCGCGUCCCCUGCAGCUGCCCCCCUCGCCGAGCCUGCUCCCGUCUGCCUCGUGCCACAACCUCAGGAACGGUUUGCUGCCCAUCAGCUCCGCUGCGGGCGGCGACGAAGCCGCCGAUUCGUCGGGCCCCGAGGCCCAGCCAAAUUUCCUGCGGCUACACCAGCAGUACGGCGCCGCCGUGUGCCAGCUCAGGGAGCAGUGGAAGCACAGCCUCGCCAGCGACGCUCGGGUCGGCCCGCCGCCGCCGCCGACCCAGUGAUCGCGAAAGCCUCGAAUCGUGAGCGUUGAUUGCGCGCGCGCUAAACUCUCAAGGAGCUCGCCGCAGUGGGAAGUCGCGCAGCGCACUGCUCGGCACCGAUAGCCUACGUCCCUCCAUCUUUCAGGUCAGCAAAUCUGUGGGACUGUGAACGACCGCGUGAAGAUUGCCCGCCGUCUCUUUUUAUUCUUAUUUUUGUUUGUUAAAACGUGGUAACUGUCGGGUGAGCUGUGGUCAUUUGUUUUUAUGUCACUGUAAUGGUAUCCGAAUUUGGCCAGGGACUUCCUUGGAUACAAGUUAAGAAUAGAAUGUGCGCCUGUGUCCCUGCGCUGUUGAAAUCCCAGAGCCUUUCUAGUACGCGGGUAUUAAGUUUGUGCCCAAAUAAACGAUGGCACUUUAUCCGGGCGCUUUAUCCGGGCGUGGGUGCGAACCCUCCGCCCCCCCCCCCCCCCUCAAGCACAGGGAGUUUAACUGUAACGUCGCAGUGCAGUCCCUUUGGUUUCGCGGUGCCAGUGCUGUUUUUGGCUGAGAUAGCUCUGUGACGUCCUCUUCCAUGGGCCCCGAUGUCAGACACGAAUAAUUGCACUGUUUGACGAGAGACGAGAACACGUUUACUUGGUUCUCACGAUGUGAUGACGACAGCACAAUUGAUCUAACAUUUUGGUGGGAACGAGAUUGCCCCGAAGGCUCACUUGUUGUUCUACUUGCUAUCUACAAGAGAGCCCUAAUGAGCACCCAGUAAGAAUCAUGUAUCAUUUCCAUGCAACAGGAUUAAUUAAUAAUUUAAUAUAGAUGUACGGGACGAUGCAUUUAUAUUAUAAUGGUGAAUGCAUAUGGUAAAACAAAACUCAACACAUUAGUCAAUAACAUUGUGGCCUUAAAAGGAAAAAAAUAUAUCUAUAAUGGGCGGCGUUUUGAGCAAUAGCUCUUCUUUAUAGCACAAGAAGGAGCAUUUCCAGAAAUGUCACGUAUAUUUUUCCUUUAUAAGUCCACAGUGUUAUUGACGAAUAUUUGUUUUGUUGUUUUUAUUUGUGCUUGAGUGCCUCUGCCAACGCAUUAGCAGCAUCGCCAAAUAAUUUGUUCAAUAACUCACCGGGAGCAAUCCCCGUCACCUUGACUUUUAAUGCUUUUAUUCCCACUAACGAAGCCUUAAAAUGUAUGUCCCCGAAUAAUGUGUUACAUUGGAGAUCACCAAAGAGACUAGUCCAGUCUCGCCGUCGUCAGCUGUGUUUCCAACAUUGUAUUUAUAUUUCACCUGCCAAGCAUAUUAUCCUUUCCACCAGUUUUCUCAAAUGUUUUGCACAAUAUAUAUAAAAAAAAAGAUUUCUUACACAAAACUAGUGCUACGUUUGGCAUAUUUAUCGUUAAACAAUAUUCUGCAAUCAUUUUAAUGUGUUUCCAAAAUGAAUUACAUGCUUGGGACACAUUUCAAUAUUUACUACUUGCACAAUUAUUUGCAGGAACACAGCUGAUGUUGAUUCCACAGCGAGAGUGGCAGAUAAAUAAGCGUGACUGGAUUUUCCAUUUGCUCGGUCACACCAUAGUGACCUUAUUACAGUUAAUUCAAGGAAACUCCUGAGAAUCGACCGAUGUGAACUAAGCGUGGCAAGUUACAAGCGAGUGGCGAGUUUGUGAUUUUGGCUAUGACACCAGUGUGCUGCGAACCUACCUUUGUGAAUGUUAACUUCACAGGGUCUUCAUUUUCACAACCUUCGUCGUAACAGCACUUUGGAUUCACCCAUUUUUAUCUUCUUCAAUAUGUUUUAUCGUUUUCCAAUCUCUCAGUCCCCAUGACAAGACCACCGCAUGCCUUUUAAUGGUUAUGUAAUGACAAAUUGUGUUUGAAGCGAUGAUAAUGCACUGCACUUGCCUGAUGAUUGCUAAGCAUUUGAAUAUCACGUGACACAUCCUUGAUUUGAAUCGGUGCUCUGUACGUUAUGCGAGAGAUGUGCCUGGCAAUCGUUAGGCACGUGCAGCGUGUAACUAACUUGCAUGUGAAACGAACGUAAGAUUGGCAAAUACGGAGAGGCAUACCGUAAUGGGUCACGAGGACGGGAGUUUAGGAAAACUGAUGUAGAUGAACAUUUGGAGUUCGGAGUUGAGGACAAUGAAUUCAGGUUCUGCUUGAACGUAACAAAGGAGGUAUCGCCCGAUUUUGCGGGUAGGUACGGAUUCGAUCACGAGUCUUAUGGGAGAGACCACACAAGGGAGUCGAACAUGCUUCCUCUCAGGUACGAGCUGGGGGAGCUGUAAUUCAGUGCUGUCUAGAAUACAGUUGCAAGUGGUGAAUGCAGUACCCCUGUAUCACACAAAUACAUAGAGGCACUGCUAGUUUUUUUUUUCUACCCAGGGUAGGCAAUGUAAAUAAAGGCCCGAAACUCAUUGUCAAUCCGCUGCUGAAGAGGGAGGUCUUCCCACGCCAUGUUGAUCAUAAGGGUUGUUUGGUCACACGUCACUGUGCUGGCCAUUGCCAUUAUAAAUGGAGGUAUCACACUUGCUGAAUUACAUUUUCAAAGGCGCGUGCGGUGUACCGUAUAUAAUCUCAUUCGAAGUGCGGACACGUCUAGAGUCUAUAAGGUGUGUUGGGGAAAGUCGUGGAGGUACAUGUACAAUUGAAUGGACACUACAUUUAUGUUUACAUUGUCUUGAGGUAUUCAAUGAAAGUGCAUACACACACAUGGCAGAGAAACUGGAGAAUGAGCUGAAGGUAUUCAUUGUGUUUGGUAUUUUAAUGCCUCCAUGUCGCUGCAUUGUUAUUGUUUGUUUACAUGACAAACCUUACCAAUUGGCUGUGUCGGGUGGUGGCAGGUAUAACGACACAUUUAUCUGAUCUGACAAAAAAACUGAUGGUUAUUGCCAGACGUCUAAAAUGCCUCAUCCAACCAGUUUUGACAACUCCACGUGUGUGUGUGUGUGACAUUUCCUUUAUUUGCGUUUGUGAUGGGGUGAUGUAAAAAUUGUGUAUUGCACUACAACUCUGGCUGUCCGGCUUCGAGCUAACUGGAUCCUUCACGUGACGUUGGUACAUGGCGUCUGAACCUGCCUCGGUCGGGCCUGACCUUGCGAGUCUCAAAAUGUUAUGGCGAGAGCCUUGUGCGGUUUAUGACCUCGCCAGAGUGCUCCCGUGUGCAUGAAGCUGCCCGCGUGGAACUUGCCCCAAAAAUGGGUUUUGCACACCGAAUGAGGUAUGUUAUUGUCUAUGUUGCAAAGCACAUGCCCUGGGUCUGGCAUGUUUAAAUACUCCUUGUGCCUGCUCGGUUUAAUUUGUGUGAAAAAUUUUCAGAGGAAACUCGUUUCUCAGUUUCAUUUACAAUGCCGAACAUAGGCCCGUGACGAUGAAUCAAUUUAUCAUGGAAUUUCACGCUCUCACAAUGCACGCGUUGAAUGGUGCGUGUAAAAAAAUAGUUCGUGCAAACUUUAAUAAAUUGUAUGCAAAUGUGACUUCAAGGUGAAUGGAAUUAAGACGGCAGAACAUACAAAGUUGACGAUGUAAAAUAGACAGAAAAGACUCAAUUGUAACCCCAGAAUUCUUCCGGGGGGAAGUGAUGAAUUAUUACACUUCUACAUAAAUGUGUAUUUUUAGAAUGAAACUUCCCACAGGUUAUGAAUGCCUUAAAAGUGAUGUUCCUUUACCAGCAAUAUCUUUGCAGGUGCUUAGCCUGCUGGCCUCAAUGUCAGGGUUGGUUUUUAUUAUUGGCUGGGGUUUGCAAGCCGGAAAUGCAAAUAGCGUCUCGCGUUUUCAUUACUUUAGAUCAAAUUAUUGCCGUGUUUAAUAAUGUUAUAUUGUUUUAGUGUAGCGUGCGCGUGUUUGUGUGUUUAAUGAAGAACAGUGCGAGUCAUCUUGAAUUUCGCUUCGCUUCUCUUUUUGUUGUUGCGUAACUGCUGUCCAACGGCAUGUUCGGGGUGCGUGUCCCCCUCCACGCCGCUGGCUCGUACGAACACGUAACUCGCAAUGUACGCGCAUGGUCCUUUGUUAAUCCGCUGUUGGGUGAUGACCUCCCCAACGCCUCGCGGGUCACAGGGAUAAUUUGACCGUACUUAAACUAAACUUUUUUUAUUUGACCAGGUAAGGCCCACUAAUCUACGUAGCUCUUUUUUCCCGAAGCGACCUGGCCACAUAUGAUAACUCGACGAAGUGGCCUAUCCUGUGGAAAUGUAUAAGUGGCGGGGAAAACUGGAGGACCCGGAGGAAAAUCCACGCGACCGCGGGGAGAACAUGCAAGCUCCAAAUAUUCAGGCGUCCGAGUCGGAAUCGAACACACGACCUCCUGCAUACCAGGCGAGGAUGUUAACACCGUGGCGCCUACUGACGAGAUGGCGCUGUCAAAAUACACACACUUCGUUAAAUGUUAAACCAGUCGCGGUGUUGGUGAUGAGUAUCAACAGUAUGAAAGCAGGGGUGCCUUGUGCUGUGAAACACAAGCUGUGUUUGUAAAUAUGGACAGAAGAAAUCUGUAAUCCCAAUCACAACACGAAAUUAAGCCCGUUAUUCGCCAGACUCUUGAGUCCAUUCUAAUUACACUUAUAGCAGCAUUACAAUUAUGUGAAAUUAAUUCAUAAUGGAAUGACACAAUUACGAUAGUAAUUGAUCCUAGAUCUGGCCUUUUUAACUGUGUAAUAUUACUGAGUUCAGUUGUCUGUCAGUGAUGCGAGCAUUGUGUUUGGUAAAAAAAAAACAUUCGUAUUUGUGACUGAAACUUCAAAUGAGCAAAUUGUCAUUGGUGUCAUCGGAUGCUCACAUGUCACUUUUUCAUUUUUAAUUAAAGAAAGAUAAGUUUUAUAUUUUUA